GUUGCCGUCAAGUAUCAAUCGUCUUGAAUGUCCAAACACCAAACACACCGUUCGUCGUUGGCCCAAACUCGAUUAAAGCCUCACUCAUCACUCUUCUCACUCCCAAAUUCUUACAUCAAAUUGGGUGACCUAAAUUUUCGGACUUGGGUCCAAAUUUGAUCAUCAGAUCCCCGGAGUGGUGUUAUUUUUUUUUUGUCCCCCUCUCGACCUUCUUGAUAUUCCGAUAAUCCGAUCAAGGCUCACAUGGGUUUCUUCUGAAGAUGAAGUACAAAAAUGUCAGUGGCACAAAUUGAAAAUAUGGGCACAUUAAGCAGUGAUCUCUUCUAUGACAUACUAAGACGCCUCGAUGGUGCGACCCUAGCAAGUGCAUCAUGUGCAUGUGCAGCAUUUAGUUCCAUGUCAAAAGAAGAAAGGUUAUGGGAAGAUGUAUGUUCUUCAAUGUGGCCUUCAACAAAAAGAGAUGAUGUCAAAAACCUGAUAUUAUCAAUUGGAGGGUUUAAAAAAUUCUAUGGAGAUUGUUUCCCUCUUAUUGUAAACAAGGAGGUUCCCGAGUUUAGAUGGAGUGAUUAUCCCGAGUAUACAGAAGAACUGACUGAAGCCGAAUAUUAUGGGGAUUUUGAUGAAUUUGAAAAUGUUUCGCCUUCUGAUUUUGUGUCGAUGGUGGACAUUAAAUAUAAAGAUAAAAUAAUCUGCUCGAAGGUUAUUUGGGGCAUACCGAAUGCAAAUGGUUUUGAUGGUUGGUUUUCUAAUUGUCCAUUUCGGAUCGAUUUGUUUGACUUCACGGGUCAAGGCGAUGACCACACGGGUGGAGUUACUCUUUCUGUUACGGAUGGUUUGCCUGUGGUAACCUCAAUGGAGAGAGAGAGAAAAGACGGGAAACUUUGGAAACAGCUUUGCGAUGGAAUCAGGCUGAGUUGGAUAGUGGUCAACACAAAAGUCAAACAAGCAGCCAAUUUAUCAAGCUGGAGUCCGUUGACCGGUCAAAGACACUGGCCUACAGACAAAGAUUUCAUGCUAAGAUUCGGGUCAAUCCUCCCAGCCAAAGACAUUCUUUCAUGUCAGAUGGUGGAAUGCAUCCUCGCCAUGAAGUUUCAGUUAGAAGACAUGGAAGGUGCACAUGUUAAUGGGAGGAACAGUUUGCUUGUGCUUAAACAAGGGUUGAGGUGUGACAGAAGCAAGAAUUAUAGCUUGGCGCUUGAGUCUUGUUAUUUGUAUUCCAAAGUGCAGAGUGAGAUUAAAGAAGAAAAGCUGCGAUAUGAAAGUUGGUUGGAUCGAUUGUGGAUUUUUGGUGGCAUCACCACGUUUUUCGCCUUCUUAUGUUGCUAUUUCAUGUGA
Messenger RNA from Lactuca virosa, 1335 nucleotides. NCBI's taxonomy places the organism in Eukaryota, Viridiplantae, Streptophyta, Magnoliopsida, Asterales, Asteraceae. The record is from the annotation of a GenBank genome assembly.